GAGAGAGAGAGAGAGAGAGAAUCAUAACAGUAAUUUGUAAAUACGAAACAAUAGAUUGAAAAAUACGAUCUGUUCUGAGGUCUCUCUUGGUUACCUAACAAUAUUCAUAUUCAUAGCUCUCUGCAAAAAGAGAGAGUGUUAUACGAAAACCUAUGAUAUUCGAUCUUUCUUACAAUCUUCUCCUUCUGCUCUAAUUUAAGAAAAUCGAGUGGUUUUGGGGAAGUUGAUUUGGGAUUUGUAAUGGGUACUGCUUUGAUUUUUAGCUACUGAUUGGGUAAAUUAAAGAAGUGCAAAAUGUCUUGGAAGAGCAGAGGAGUGGAGCCAACUCUAAAGAAUGUUGUGUCUCGAAAAUUGACUACUUUUCUUUGUAUUGGCUGCUUCUGUGCUGGGAUGCUCUUCACUGACCGAAUGUGGACAGUGCCAGAAUCUAAAGGCAUGUCAAGGACCACAGGGAUUGAAGAAGAAACGUUAAAGUUAGUCUCAAAGGGUUGUGAUCCAGGAUUGAAAGAUGAAAAGAGGGAGUCCAAGGACAUUUUUGGGGAAGUUUCGAGGACGCACCAUGCUAUACAAACGCUGGAUAAAACAAUUUCAAAUUUGGAGAUGGAAUUAGCUGCUGCAAGAGCUGUGCAGGAUUCUAUACUUGGUGGCUCUCCCAUAUCCGAUGACUUGAUGAUUCCUGAAUUAACUAAGAAAAGAAAAUAUCGAAUGGUUAUUGGUAUUAACACAGCUUUUAGCAGCCGAAAGAGAAGAGACUCCGUUCGUGCUACUUGGAUGCCACAAGGUGAUAAACAAAAGAAGCUCGAGGAAGAAAAGGGCAUUAUAAUUCGAUUUGUAAUAGGUCACAGUGCUACAGCAGGCGGUAUUCUUGAUAGGGCUAUUGAAGCAGAGGACAGGAAGCAUGGAGACUUUCUGAGGCUGGAACACAUUGAGGGGUACCUUGAACUGUCAGCCAAGACGAAGUCUUUUUUUACUACAGCUGUUGCUUUGUGGGAUGCGGAUUUCUAUGUUAAAGUAGAUGAUGACGUGCAUGUAAAUAUAGCAACACUGGGAGCAACUUUAGCUAGACAUCUUUCAAAACCCCGCGUAUAUAUUGGAUGCAUGAAAUCUGGUCCCGUUCUAGCUCAAAAGGGAGUGAGAUACCAUGAACCUGAAUACUGGAAAUUUGGUGAGGAAGGAAACAAGUAUUUCCGCCACGCUACAGGGCAGCUAUAUGCUAUUUCAAAAGAUUUGGCUACUUAUAUAUCAAUCAACCAGCAUGUGCUGCACAAGUAUGCUAAUGAGGAUGUCUCGCUGGGAUCUUGGUUUAUUGGAUUGGAUGUUGAGCAAAUAGAUGAGCGGAGAUUAUGUUGCGGAACCCCACCUGAUUGUGAGUGGAAGGCUCAAGCGGGCAACAUCUGUGUUGCUUCUUUUGAUUGGCGUUGCAGUGGUAUUUGCAACUCUGCUGAUAGGAUUAAGGAGGUCCAUCGCCGGUGCGGAGAAGGCGAGAAUACUCUCCUCUCUCUUACCUUCUUCUGCAAAACUCUCUCUCUCUCUCAGCUGUUGGCGAUGGCCAAGAGUUCCUUCAAGCUGGAACACCCUCUGGAAAGGCGUCAAGCUGAAGCUGCUCGUAUCAGGGAGAAGUACCCUGAUAGAAUUCCAUUGAGUUCUGUUUUUUCACCAUUUCUCUCCUGCUAUAUAGGUUAUGUGGAGAAGGCCGAAAGAAGUGACAUACCUGACAUUGACAAGAAAAAGUUAGUCACUUUUAUAACCUGUAGUUAUUGCUCUUGUAUUGUUGACGUUAUCUCACCUGAGAUGAGGAUAAAUUAAAGUUUUCUUUCUUGAACAAUCUUCCUUUCACAACAUAUGUUGUUUGCACUCAUGGUCGUCUUAAAAGGUUAAGCUGUUGUGCCUAUUCCAUUGCUAGUUACUAUUCGACAAAAGAAAUUUAAUUUUGGCAAAUAUGAUGUGCAAAAUAUGUUGUUUCUAAAUAACUAAAGGCACAUUUCUUAUUCCAACGGAAUAUGAACAUUCGAAGCUUUGUUUAAAUUCCAGAAGAAAGUGUUUUUUCACAUGUGGUAACGAUUAAGGUGACAACUGCACAUCUAAUGUCUUCCUAAGUACUUGAUUCCUUGCAAAUGCAGAUAUCUGGUUCCUGCUGAUCUGACUGUUGGGCAGUUUGUCUAUGUGGUCCGAAAGAGGAUAAAGCUCAGUGCUGAGAAGGCUAUAUUUAUUUUUGUCAAGAAUAUUCUUCCACCUACUGCUGCCAUGAUGUCUGCAAUUUAUGAGGAAAACAAAGAUGAGGAUGGCUUCCUUUACAUGACCUACAGCGGCGAGAACACUUUCGGAUGAUUCUAAAGUACCAGACAACCUGAAUUUAUGUAUAUAAAACUCUAGUAAACAAGAUGGUAAUAUGUAAAUUCUUAUCUGUUACCAUUCUGGUGGUAUAUUUCUCUAAGGAUUACUCGUUUUUAUCCCUGCCUGUAGUUUUUAUUUGGAUACUUUGGUUAUUGAAGCGGAAAAUAUAUUUGGUUUCUUCACACAGAUGAUGCAAAUGCAAGGAGUGUUGCAUACAUAAUUUCUUUCUGAAACCUUUUUU
Ilex paraguariensis (yerba mate) is the source of this 2575-nucleotide messenger RNA. Lineage: Eukaryota; Viridiplantae; Streptophyta; Magnoliopsida; Aquifoliales; Aquifoliaceae. The record is from the annotation of a GenBank genome assembly.